This is a messenger RNA of Sclerotinia sclerotiorum 1980 UF-70, 1065 nucleotides long. RefSeq lists its product as hypothetical. Gene Ontology annotation, molecular function: metal ion binding. The transcript has 3 exons. The record is from RefSeq and is a predicted model, not a curated record. NCBI's taxonomy places the organism in Eukaryota, Fungi, Ascomycota, Leotiomycetes, Helotiales, Sclerotiniaceae. The annotation marks the transcript as partial.
AUGUCUUCAUCCUGUUGUAAGGGCAAAUCAGGUAAAUUGGCAGGGUCGUGUGCGUUAACAGGGUCGCAGCUCGUUGAACUCUCUCCUACAAGAUCAAAGCCAGAGAUUGACGACGACAGUUGUUGCAAUGUUAAUGAAGUUGGAUCUCUAAAGCAAGCUCAACUUUCAACACUGGUGGCGCAUUCAGAGACAGUCAGUCCUUGCGUUGUAUGCGAUGGCUUUUCUAGCCUCGGGCAGUCUUGCUGUAAUGAAUCCUGCAUCAUUCGUAUUGCCGAUCGCGAGUGCAAUGAAUCAUGUGGUUCUCGUGGUGACUUUCCGAGCACUUCAACUGCUGACGAGAAGGCAUAUGAUAAGGGAGAUGAUUGUUGUGCAAAAUCUAAGCAAUCUACAAAAAACAAGAAAGGACCAUGCCAGAGCCACAUGCAGUCAGCGAAGAGCCGAUUUCAACCUACUCUCGAUGCUCUCGAAUGCAUUUGUCGUACGCUUUUUGCCUUGAACCUCGAAUCAUGCUGUUCGAAGAUAGAUAAUACGUCAUGCAUGUCUCUUCGAUCUAGUGCCAACACUAUUAGCCAUCGUCAAUCAUCUGAAACACCUUCAAAGUGUGGCAAAGGUGAUGGCUACUGUUGCGUGGCCGUUUCUGAUCUACACAAAAAACAACCAGAACAAGAAUGCAAGAAAGGUCGUCCUUCCACUGGCGCUAGUUGUGAUAAAUUGGUGAUAUCAAGGCUGUCUACUUCAUGUGAGAAGAAAUGUUGCAGCGAAGCAUUGGUUUCGGCGACAGCUGGGGUAACAUCUAACAAUUGCCGCUCUGAUGAUUCAGACUCGAUAGAGAGUAGAAUUUUACAGGCACCAACUCCUGAUGUCCACAUGGAUUUGGAGAAAGGUUAUUUGAGUAGGGAGCGUGUAGUCCUAAGCAUCCAGGGAAUGACCUGCACUGGUUGCGAGACAAAGCUUGAACGUACGCUCGCUAACAUUCCUGGUGUCUCUGAGAUCAAAACCAGCCUGGUUUUAUCACGAGCAGAAUUUUAUUUCAGCUCGGCUCAGAUGUCUGUUAACGAAGCAGUG